Messenger RNA from Williopsis jadinii, 3483 nucleotides. RefSeq names its product PLP-dependent transferase. NCBI's taxonomy places the organism in Eukaryota, Fungi, Ascomycota, Saccharomycetes, Phaffomycetales, Wickerhamomycetaceae. Gene Ontology annotation, molecular function: L-2-aminoadipate:2-oxoglutarate transaminase activity; aromatic-amino-acid:2-oxoglutarate transaminase activity; pyridoxal phosphate binding. Bases 1 to 3483 code for a protein of 1160 amino acids. Gene Ontology annotation, biological process: L-tyrosine biosynthetic process; aromatic amino acid catabolic process. The record is from RefSeq and is a predicted model, not a curated record. The transcript is spliced from 3 exons.
AUGCUGAAGGAUAUUGCGUGCCAUUUCAACGACAGAGCGAUUGUGGAGACAGACUUCGUGUACUUGCCUCCAGAUGAGGAAGCGCACCUGGAGCCUGUUUAUAUGGGUAGUGGCAGGCCUAAUGUCUCGCUGUUUCCUAUAAAGCAGAUAGAUCUGCACAUUCGAAGCUCUCCAGGCUCACAAGAGACCUCGAAGGUUGUUAUACCUGAGAGUAGUCUCACGGAAUACACUACAGUGGAGAACUAUCUACAAUACGGACCACCUGCAGGGCAUGGGCCCGUGCUCCAACUUGCCAAACACUUGCUUACUUCUCUUCAAAAGCCACCUUAUGAUUUGGAUUAUCUUGUAACAACAGGAUCUGGGGACUCACUUACAAAACUGCUGUCCAUAUUCACGUCUCCUGGGGAUACGAUUUUAGUGGAGAACUAUUCUUAUACGCCGAUCUUUGGUCCAAUGGAGACUUUAGGAGUGCGUAAGAUCCCAUUCCCAGUUGUUAUGGCAUCCAAUGGACCUGUGAUCGAUAUUCCUUCAUUGGCAGAGAUCUUGGAUACAUGGGGAAAAGGCGUGUAUCGAGAUUUGAAGAUGCCAAAGGUCAUAUACACAGUGCCAACCCAGAAUCCCUUGGGACUUACGCAGCCUGUAUCCACGAUGAAUGCCUUGUACAAGAUUUGCCAAAAAUACGAUAUUAUCAUUCUUGAAGAUGAUCCAGACGGGUACAUUUCGUUUAAGCAUCUGGAAUCAUUUGAGAAUUACAAGGCUUCACUGAUGAGAUCUUCUUAUUUAAGUUUGGACAUUGACGGAAGGGUAUUCAGAAUGGAGACUUUCAGUAAGCUUUUCUGUCCAGGUAUCAGGCUGGGGUUCAUCGCUGGUCGUACAGAGGCCAUGGUAAAAUUGCUGGACUAUAGUAAAGUAUUUACUAAGACAGCAUCUGGAAUAUCUCAGGCUGUACUCAUGAAGACAGUUGACUUUUUUAAUGAUGGUGGCAACGAUGGUUACUUGAAAUGGUGUUACGAGGUCUCAAAGGAGUAUAAGCGGAGAAAGGACACGUGGUUCAGGACGAUAGCUAAUUUGAAGUCUGUCCAGUUGGGGCUGCUAACCCCAGUGGAACCAGAUGGUGGGAUGUUCUUUGUUUGUAAGAUCCCAUUUGUGCAAGAUUCAGCACAUUCCAUUCAAGUCGAAAUGGAAAAGUUCUAUUACAAAUGUCUGAAAGCAGGGGUGAUUGUUAUUCUGGGUAGAGAAAUGACAUGGGACAGUGGAUUGAAAGAUCAGGCAACGUUCAUAAGACUUACUGUUACGAAUUUGGCAAAUUUAAAAGCCUGUGAAGAAGCUCAAUGUCGUUCUCUAAGUGCCGUGAAGGAAGGCGAGCAGGAGCUUGUGAUCAAUAGAGUACCAGACCUGAGUAGGUACUCUAACCAGCAGCCCAGUGCUCCACAGUCGUACGGUAAUGACCAUUACAAUUCCAACAUGGCGGCUGCCAGUGCCCUUCGGACGUAUUCGUUGAACUCACAGUCUUAUGGCCCUCCUGCGACGAGUCGUCAGCAUGGUCGCUACAGCAGCACAGGGCGUACGAUGAGCCUCUCGUCGUAUAGGUCUGACUCGCUGUCAUCUCUCAAUAGCCGGGGGAGAUCGAUGAGAGGAUCAGUGAGACCUGAGAAGAUUGUGAUCAAGCGUACAGAGACGAAGGACGAGUAUGGCCGCACAACGUCGAUCACCACUGAAACUAUUCGGACGCUGGGGAGCUAUGACCUCGUUAAGAGGGAGACAGAAGACGUUCUCCAACCUCCUCCACAGAUAUACCAGAGCAAUGGCGAAAAUGAGUUGGACAGCAUACUGGAGGAGGAUGAGAGUACUGACAGUCGUGAACCCAGAACAACAAGGACCAAGAAGGCUACACAGAGGACUAUGAGUCCAGUCAGGAGUAUCUUAAAGAGUGGGGAUGGAAAGCGUCCUAGUAAUAAGGAAAAGAAAGUCAUUUUGGUUGGGGAUGACGAUGAAAUCAGCGAUGGUGGUAGCAUAUAUUCAGAUGCUUAUGACACCCUGCCGUCUAAGUUGAAAUCGUCUUCCAAGGCUGUGUCGAAAUCAGCGUUGAACGCUGCCUUGAAACAAACUGCUCCAUCGAAACCAGCUGCAAAGUCAAUGACAAGACCACAGGCCAAGUCAGUGAAUCCAUCAAGGAAAUCGAUAACGCAGAGUGGGAUGAGCCAAUCAAUAAACAGGUCCGAGCAACGUCAAAAACAACAAGGUCAACCACAGCAGCCACUGGAUCAACAACAGAUGUAUGAUAUUGCUUACAAAGUUGCUAUGGAGAAAGUCUACGGUGGUGAGAGGGAAUUCCCAGAACCACCAAAGGCUGGUGGUUUCAAGAGCUAUUCCUUGAGAGGUGACAACCCUAUGUCAAAGAAGGGUAGUGCUUCAUCUCAAAAACUGAGUCUUUCAAGAACUAACUCCAUCUCUUCAUUGACACAGAGGUUCUUACCUUCAAAGUCUAGCAAGAAAGAGAAGAGCGAAGUUGAAACACAUCGUUCAGAAGAUUCAUUUGAAGGGUUUGAAUCCACAAAUGUUCAAAACCUAGCCUCACCAGAGAGAGUUAUACCUAUUGACUCUACGCAGUCGAUAAACUCACAACAACUGGAUGUGGGCACAAAUGCAGCUCUAACCAAUGCAGCACUGACAGUGGAUACAUCAACAAGAGAAACCAAUGCUGAUUCACCGCAAUCAAGAAGAACAGAUUCUGUUUCUGAGAAUGCAGGACAGUCUCAUGAAGUUUCGGAACAUAAGAAUGCUAAGAAACAUAAGAAGAAGUCUAUUGCGUUGGCAACUUUCCAGAAGGCAUUUGGUCACCCAGGUUUGAAACAUAUGUACCCUGAACAUACAGAAACUCAUAUUACAAAACAGGAAGAAGUCAAAGUUCAAGAACCUGCCCUGAACACAAAUCGUGAAGCCAUUGUUGAGAGCUAUGCCCAUUCCCAAGAGCCUGCUGUGCAGGAGACUUUUGGAACGGUUGAGACUGAAGCCCACGAAAUACAGGAAGCUGUUGGAUCACAUAACUCCAAAGAAGAAGAAGAGGAGGAGGAGGAACAAAAAGAUGCCUCAUCUUCAGCCCAACGUACGCGUACUCGUGAACAAACAGGAUUUGCUCUCCAUACUAUGAGGGAUGUAAUACACAAGGAAAAUAAAGCUACAGAAGCACCAAAGAACUAUAACACUCAACUCCAUGGACAUUUUGAGACUAUUGAUGCUCCUGCCGCAAAGGAUGACCGAACUGAUGGGUCUACUCUCAUGGCCGAGAAUGGAAUCAGUGAAAGUGAUAUUCAUGAGUAUGGUAGCAGUGGGCCUGUUCAUGACACCCUGAAGAACCCAAUAGGACAAAGUGCCUAUACCACACAACCUACGAAUGCUGCAGAAUCUACAACGACCAAACCAAAAGCAGUCAAAGAGAAGAAGAAAUUAACAUUCAAGAGAUUGAUUUCCUUUAAGUUUUGA